CUUGAUAAAUUGAGAGUUCAUUAUAUAUUUCUACUUAUAUUGGGCAUCAUCCUAGUUGAAUUCUUACGAAGAUGGCAAGCAACUCUAUUCGUUAUGAUGAGCCAUCCAAUUUAAAGCAGAAGGCAGCAGCAGUGGGUCAUGUGACCACAGAGAUGGGAGAUUUAGUUGGUGGAGAGAGUCUUUGGAAUGGAGAGUAUGUUACUCAUGGGGGGCUUCUACCUCAACAAUAUGAUAUUUCUCCUACAAUUGAGGAGAUGUACAGUUACAGUCAAUCCAUGAGGAUUCCACACUUAUCAAGCUCCUCUCUGCCAGUUCACCAUCAGUUAUUUGAUAACAUGUUUGCUUCUCAGGAUACAUUCAAAGUAAAUAGUGCAUUCACAAGGUACAAGAAGGAGCCUGGUACUGGAUUCCAACUGAGCCGGAAAUCUUCAAUAAAACAGAAAUCAAUCAAGAGAUGCUUCGAUUUUUUGAGGAGAAUACAUGAAAAUCGGAGAGAGAAUUCAAGGUGUGAAGUGCAUGUGGAGGAGUCAUAUACGUCCACACAUAGGAUUGCUGAGCGCAACAGGAGAAUCAAACUCGGUGAGCAGUUUUUGGCUUUGCGGUCUCUUCUUGCAGAUAAUUACAAGAAGGGUGAUAAACAUUCCAUCUUGUCAAAUGCUGUAGUUGAGCUGAAUCAGCAGAAGCUUCGAAUCACAGAGCUUGAGAAACACAACAAAGCCCUAAUGGACGAAGUUACCCAACAUAUAUGUGAAGAUUACAGUAGUUUAUCGCAUGGCAAUGUAGAAGAUUUAGGAAAGCAUCCAUUAAUGUCUUCCAUUUGUUAAGAAGCUGUUGUAGUGAUUGAGGGUAGUGAAAUUGCAGAUGAAGCAAUCAUGCAUGUAACUCUGAAAAAUAUAGUUUCCAAUUCUAAGUAUAUGGAUGCCAUUGUUACCCUGGUAAAGUGCCUUAAAGAAAUGGAAGUGGGGAUUGGGAGAAUCCAGUGCCCGGAGUUAGACUCAAGAAACCCAGUAAUCCAAGUGGCAAUCCAGAGGCAAACAUAAACUGUUCGUGUGAGUACAAAUAUAGGGCUUGGAUUUUACACUGAAACGGAACUAUUUGUUGUAUGAUGACAAAGAGAGAAGGAUAGGAGCUGUUCCAAAGGAAACCGUUGGAGGAAGUCAUGAAACGUGCUCUCAAUGCAGCCUAGGCGCCCAGUCUAAGGAGGAGUUUUAUUUGUAAUCAUGAAUUUUAUUCACAUUUUGGUAUAGUUAAAUUUCCCCCAUUGGCAUCAGAAAAGCUA
Molecule: messenger RNA, 1279 nt
Organism: Cryptomeria japonica (Japanese cedar)
Lineage: Eukaryota; Viridiplantae; Streptophyta; Pinopsida; Cupressales; Cupressaceae
Exons: 2
Coding region: 72-824 (250 amino acids)
Molecular function (GO): protein dimerization activity
Source: RefSeq, a predicted model, not a curated record